CAUGGAGACGCAGCUACAAGUUACCGCUCCGCUUUCGGCCACGGUGAGACCUCGGAGAACGGUGGCCGUAGAGGGUUCGUCGGCCACCUUCAACUGCAGCACAUCCGGUCACCCUGUGUCCGCCGUGCUCUGGCUCAAGAACGGCCAAGCUGUGUCGUCCAGGGUGAAGAUGCUCACGCGGGAGACGCUGCACAUCGCCAGCGUCCUGAGGGACGACAAGGGGAUGUACCAGUGCUUCGCGCUCAACGACUACGACGCCGCGCAGGCCACGGCAGAACUCACCCUCGGAGAUGAUCCGCCGGUGCUGACCUUCCGGUUCGCGGAGCAGACGACGGACCCGGGCACGCCCGUGUCCCUCAAGUGUGCCGCGACGGGCACGCCACUUCCCCAGAUCACGUGGUCGCUGGACGGUAGUCCCGUGGUGGAGAACCUCCGGCUGCGCAUCGGCGACUUCGUCACCAACGACGGCUUCGUCAACUCGUUCGUGAACAUCACGUCGGCCACGACGGAGGACGGCGGCCGCUACGAGUGCCACGUGAGCAACGACGUGGAGAGCGUGGUGCACGGCGCCAGGCUGAACGUGAGGGGCCCGCCGUUCGUCAGGGCCAUGAGCAACGUGUCCGUGCUCGCCGGGGCCACGCUGGUCGUCAGCUGCCCGGCGGCGGGGCACCCCAUCAGCCAGAUACUCUGGUACAAAGGAGACGCCAAGCUUCCGCAGAGCAAGCGGCAGAGCGUCUUCCCGAACGGCACCCUGAGCGUGCUCAAGGUGGAGCGGAGCGGAGACGAGGGCUCGUACCGCUGCGUGGCCAACGGACCCCGGGGGGACUCGGCGUCGGGGGAACUCUUCGUCAACGUCCUCGUGGCCCCCGUCGUCGGUCCCUUCUCGUUCCCGGCCAACCUGAAGGAAGGCAUGCGCGCCAUCGUGACCUGCUCGGUGCUCGAGGGAGACAGCCCGGUCCGCAUCCGCUGGCUCAAGGACCGCGGCCCCUUGGCGCCCAACGGCGCUGACGUCAAGGUCGAGUCAAGCAACGAGUUCUCGUCCACCCUCUUCAUCAAGCAGGUGAACUACAAAAACCGAGGGGAGUACACCUGCGUGGCGUCCAACAGCGCGGCAUCUGCCAACUACACGGCUAACAUGGUGGUCAACGUGCCACCAAGAUGGAAAGUUGCUCCGAAGGAGAAGUCGGCGGUCGUCGGAGAAAACGUGGUGGUGGACUGCCAAGCCGAAGGUUUCCCGCCUCCACGAAUCUGGUGGGAGAAGUCGUCAGGGUCGAGGCCGUCUGAGUAUAAGGUGAUCAUCAGCAACUCCCAUAUUCACGCCCUCGAAAACGGCUCCCUAAUGGUGCGUGAAGCGGAGCGUAACGACACGGGCUUCUAUUUGUGCCAAGCGAGCAACGGCGUGGGUUCGGGCAUCAGCAAAGUCAUCGAACUGAAAGUUCAUGUGUCGGCUCACUUCAAGAAUGCUUUCAACUCGAAGACACUUCGAAAAGGAGACACGGCGCACAUCAAAUGUGAAGUUGUCGGAGAGAAACCCCUGACCAUCGCGUGGAGCAAAAAUGGUCAACCGUUUUCGUCGACAAUCGAUCAAAGGUACGACAUCAAGUCGACAGAGUCCGAGGAAAGCCUGCUGUCUCAGCUCGAGAUCCACGCUGUGGACAGGAGGGACUCGGCGCUCUUCUCUUGUCUCGGGACCAACAAGUACGGCCAAGACGAAACGAGAACUCAGCUCAUUGUUCAAGAACCUCCGGGAGCGCCGUUCAACGUCCGGACGUCGGGAAUCACCAGCCGGUCCAUGUCCGUCUCCUGGGAUCAGCCGUACACCGGAAACAGCCCCAUCUCGGCGUACAAAGUACAAGUCAAAACGUCCAAUGUUAAGUGGAAAGAAGAUAUCCAAGAAAACGUGGUACAAGGAACGCUUACGACGUUAGCGCUGCGAGGACUUCGACCCGUGACAACCUACAUCGUUCGCAUCCGGGCCGAAAAUAGCCUGGGUCCCGGCGAGUUUAGCCAAGAGAUUCAGGUCACGACCGACGAAGAGGCACCCGAGGGCCCACCAUUGAAUGUUCAGGCAACUGCCGUGUCAUCAUCUUCUGUCAAAGUCACUUGGCUGGCCCCGAAGAGAGACCAGCAGAACGGGCUGCUCAAGGGCUACUAUGUGGGCUACCGGCAGCAUGGCUCGUCGGACUCGUACACCUACAAGACGCUCGAGAUCGCGGGCAACUUCAAGGAGGAAGCCCUGCUCACGUCCCUCGCGCGCUCCACCAAGUACACGGUGCUCGUGCAGGCCUUCAACGACAAGGGCUCCGGCCCGCCGUCUGAGGAAAUCAGCCUGGAAACCUUCGAAAGCGAUCCCCCUCCAGCGCCUUCGCUUAGCGUGUUCACGACCAGCUCCUCGUCGGUGCAGCUUCAAUGGAACCCAAAGACAAAGGAGUCCACGCCCAUUUUAGGCUACUACAUCUACAUCAAGGAACAGUUCGGCACGUGGGAGGAGCACCAGAUAUCGGCGCACCAGACGAGCCACACGUUCCAGGACCUGCAGUGCGGAUCCAGCUACCAGUUCUACGUGGCCUCGUACAACAAGAUGGGCAAAGGGGAGCCGAGUGAGGUCAUCUCUGUCAAGACGCAAGGCUCGGCCCCCGUGCCACCGAAGCGGGACGCCCUGGUGUCGGUGAAUGCCACCCGCCUUUCGGUGCACCUGAACAGCUGGAGUGCGGCGGGCUGCCCGAUCAAGUCGUUCCUGAUCCAGUACCGGUUGCACGACGAGGCCGACUGGGUGCUCGUCUCGAACGCUGUGCCGCCCGAUCAGAAGGUGGUCGUGGUCGAAGACCUGGCCCCCGGCAAGUGGUACAUCCUCCAGGUGACGGCGCACAGCGAGGCCGGCUCCACCGAGCAGGAAUUCACCUUCAGCACUCUCACGCGCACCGGAGCCGCCAUUCCUCCUCUGAACAGCUUGGAAGGCCAAAAGCCUGCUUUCUACCGGAGCAUGGGCAUCCUGGUCCCUUUGGUGUGCGUGGUGGCCAUCCUAGUUCCCAUCGUGGCCAUCAUGUCCUUCAUCGUGUCCAGGAGGCGGCGCCAGGCUGCCCCCAACCACUUCAGAGACUCCUGCUCCGAGGACAAGAACCUGGAGGCGAUGAGCUUGUCCAUCGUCAAGCAGACCGGCAGCGGCCUGGAGAGCGCCAGCCCGAGCAAAGACCAGAUCUACUACCCGUCGCCCUACGCCCUCGGAGGCCGGGAACCCGUGCUGCACCGCCAGGGACCCUCGGAAUCGGACUCCGUGCACACCCUCAAGAGGAACCGGAGGGAGCACAUCUACGAAGUGCCCUACCCCAGAUGGAGCGAAGAGGAGGGUCCUUACUCCCACAUCACAGGCAGCGCCAUCUCUCCGACAGCCAACAUCUACCAGACGCCCCGGAAAUCAGGCUUGGGGCCAAAGGUGAACUCCGGCCCCAAUACGCCUAUAGACGGGCGGAGGCUGUCGCGAGAAGGACACAGCCACAGAACGGGAUACCGGUCUUCCACUCUGGCUUCCGACGGGCACUCCGCAGAUGACAGUGACAGCGAAGAAGCGGCGUACGUAUUUCAGAGGAACGGCAACGGGAGCUACGCAGAACACCAGGAAAUGUCUGAAGCGGAAUGUGAUAGGGACCAGCACACGAGAGCUGCCAAGCGUCUGGAAGCCCUCGGAAUUCACAUGAGUCCGGGAUACAGCAUAACCUGAGACCUACUAACCUCCCGGGACCUUAACCAAGCGAGGGAGACCUGCGUUUGACAGUGACCAACCGUCUAACACCGAGAGCAGCUUUUUCCGUAACCGACGCCGCCUCCGAGAGUGCCGUGUACAAGACAGAAUGCGUGCACGCCGAGACCCAGCACAGUGUGCCUCAGAAACUCUGAAACAAGGAACGGACUACAUUCCCGGGGAUGUGCAUCGACCAGGGUGUGCGAGAGGUGGUUAAGGACGCAGGAACUUCCUGCGCUAGGAGAAGCACGACAACCAAAUUUUUCCAUUAAAAUCCACAGGAAAGGCGCUAUGCGAAGAGCAAGUCGGCUGCAUCUUGCGCAGUAGUUGCAACGGCGUCAGAACGGCGCCGAGCUCUGAUUGGGUAUGGUUGAAGGACAGU
Messenger RNA from Ixodes scapularis (black-legged tick), 4121 nucleotides. Its product is annotated as Down syndrome cell adhesion molecule-like protein 1 homolog. The transcript has 23 exons. Gene Ontology annotation, cellular component: axon; plasma membrane. Bases 2 to 3718 code for a protein of 1238 amino acids. Gene Ontology annotation, biological process: homophilic cell-cell adhesion; dendrite self-avoidance; axon guidance. Gene Ontology annotation, molecular function: cell-cell adhesion mediator activity. Lineage: Eukaryota; Metazoa; Arthropoda; Arachnida; Ixodida; Ixodidae. The record is from RefSeq and is a predicted model, not a curated record.